Molecule: messenger RNA, 3114 nt
Organism: Lodderomyces margitis
Lineage: Eukaryota; Fungi; Ascomycota; Pichiomycetes; Serinales; Debaryomycetaceae
Exons: 1
Coding region: 1-3114 (1037 amino acids)
Biological process (GO): transcription-dependent tethering of RNA polymerase II gene DNA at nuclear periphery; protein import into nucleus; poly(A)+ mRNA export from nucleus
Cellular component (GO): nuclear pore outer ring
Molecular function (GO): structural constituent of nuclear pore; protein binding
Source: RefSeq, a predicted model, not a curated record
AUGUCAUCGAUAUUCAAAGCACGCACGGGAUACACCAGUGGGCCGGUCGUGAAGUCCAAUUACCCCAGUGCUGAAGAGCUCACCAAGAACAAACACUACUGUGUGUCACGAUUGCCAGGAUUACCCAAUGUUUUCAAGACCACAUCCUUUUCCAAUGCAUAUUCAGAUGCUGAAUCCAAUUACGCAGUCGUUAUAAGUGAUGACUCAAUCUACGUGUGGUGCUACAAAUCAGUUGAUGCAUCUCCAUUUUCCAUCCACUUCCCCAUUGACAAAUCAUUGUUUAAAUUGCCAGUGGCUAUUUUAACCCGCCCAUCUAGUGGGACAGACCAAGAUCCAGGUAUUGUAAUGGUAGAUUCACUUACUGGGCUCAUUAAGUUUUAUGAAAGCGUUCAACACGCGCCAACUUUGGGAUUGAUUAACGACAAAUCAUUGGAGUUGCAAAUAGAUCUUCAACCAAAUGAGUAUAUAACAUUAGUUGAAAAUGUCGAACCUGCCGGCAUAGCUGUAGCAACUUCACUACAGAGAUGUAUCCUCAUCUCCCUCAGGGACUACAAGAGCAAGCCUCAUUUGUCCACGAUAGAAUUGACCAACCCACAUAAUGGAUUCCUUUCGAAAAUUUUCAGACAUAAUGGUGGUGAUGUUGUCGCGAUCCGGUCAGCCAGCGUGGGAAAUAAUGACACAUCACAGGUUAUUCUUAUCUUGGAUUCAGUUGGCACGUUGUACUCAGUCACUUACUAUUUGUUAUCGUCAACGACAGCCCCAUAUGUUGACAAGUCCUCAUCAUUUAAACAAACGUUGUCUAUCGAUCCAGAUACCUAUCCUGGAAGCGGAACUUCUGCAAAAUUCUUGGACAUUUGGCCAAUGAAAGAUGAUAAGUACUUUCUUGCUUUGGUGCGAUCGAGUGGUGCUUUAUUGCUAGCAACGUUCCGCGCCGACAAGUCUGGUGCGCUAUACUACGGCUCCCAUCAAUUGAAAGCCAGUGGCGACAUAACCACACCAAGACUAUUUUUACCUCGGCCAGGAAAAACUGCGUUUGUCAUUAUCGGCAACUCCGUUAUCAUCACCGAUUUGGAUACAUCCUACAUAGAACCGAAGAACACCUUUACAUAUACCAAACCUCGCUGGGAAGAUGUCAUUAGAUUCAAUCCUGCAACAAAUGUCAUUGGGUAUGGAUAUGAAAACCAAAGUGUGGUUUCAAACCCUUCCAUAAUCGUGAUUACAGAAAACUACGGGAUUUUGCGCGUGGAAAAGUUUCCCGCAACUUCUCAAAAGGAGAUCAAUUAUGAUCCUGCGUUGCUUGUAAUGUCACACAUUGAACAAGCAAUAUUUUUUUCCGAUUCCAAAGAGAUUGAUUUUGAUUUGGUACAAAACGUUGAUAAAGCAACGGUGCAUAAUGCCGUUAUAUCCAUUAUUGAAGAAGUUAUGACUUCGACAUCGCCGUAUUUGCCUGACGCACUUCCGGUGACAACAGACUUGACUCAACUCAAAGUAAAGAUCUUGACUGAAUUAAUUGCUUAUUGCCAAAGGAAUUUCCCCAACGACACACCUAUGAUUGCUGAAGCAGUCAAAAACUUGGAAAAGACAAAUUGUGCUUUGAACUUGUGGAGAUAUAUUGAUGCAAACAAAUCAUACAUGGACGAGUUUAAAAAAAUCAAACCUGACCCAAGACAAUUUUUUAUUUCAGAGAUUGCUAGUAUAGUUGAGGUGUUGACUUUGUAUCUCAGAAAACUCGAGCAAACCGCUCUUUCGACUACUUCGUUGGUGGUAACUACCAUUUAUGAUGGUGUAUAUUUGAACAGCGUGAGGUAUAGUGAUAAAAUUGGCAAGUCGUGGUUAUUUGAUACCGAUUUAAUCAGGAAUAUUGAGUCACAAUUUACUCAAGCCUUUGUCACCGGCGAUGACAAUGAUAAGUACGAUGCAUCUUGCAUUGUUCAAAUAUUGUAUUAUUUCUUUACCAAUGCUAUCAAGUUCACAAAGGAGCACAAGAUUGACAGUCAAUAUGAAGAGUAUACCAAUUUAUACAAUGAAAAGAAGAAUGGUUGGACCACUGCGUUGUUAAAAUUGGGAUUGGUUAAAGAAGCAAUGGUGAUUUCUGAAAAGUACUAUGAUUUUGCGUCACUCGCGAGGAUAUUGGCCACGGAAAGAGAGACAAAGCCAAUUGAAGAAUUAAACUAUGGAUUUUACUUUGAAGAAUUUGGGUAUCCUUUUGCUGCCAGCGUUUAUGAGUAUUACAUCAAAAGCGGUGACAUUCAAAGAUUGUUACUAGAAUUCACCAAUUACAAGCCUUUCCUCUUGCAGUUUUUCAAAGAAAAUCCUAAAUUGACAUCCAAUGUAUCAUGGAUACGAUACUUGAUCGAUGAAGACUUUACCCAGGCAUCAAAAGCUUUGGGAUUAGCGGAAUCAUACAACACUGAGCUGGUUGAUAAUCAACUAACACAACUUUCCUUGGGUAAGUUGUCAGCAAUUGCUGCUGGAACAAGCACAGUUAAGAAGUUUGAUGAUGAAUUGUUGAAAGUUCGUUAUCAGAUUAUGAUUCGAGAUGCAGUAGCGGGGCAUGGAAGAAUUGCUGCUAUUAAACAGACAAAUUUCGUUAAUCAAUUUAUCAACACAAACAUUAACAAGUCCGAUGCUAAAAACUUAGCAGCUAAUGCGUUUGAUGCGUUAUCAGUCAACUAUCGGUUAUCCGAGCUGUUAUUAAUUGAGUUGUUGACGAUCAUUGAACCCAAGUUUUUGAGCAAUGAUGGGUUUUUGUAUGCUUUGAAAGUAGCACAAACAUAUUCCAAUGAAGAGGUUGUUAACGCAUAUACCAAUAUUAUAUUAUUACGUCUAUUAACAUUGGCUACUAAAGCUGACCAUGCAACUGAUGGCACUGACGAAGAGAUAAAGCAUGAGGUUGAAUCAAGUAUAUUGUUCAAGACACUUUUGAAACAGCCACAUGCCAUUACUCAAUUGAACCAGCUUUUGAAAAAUCCCGAUUUCAACGGCAACACGUAUCAACCCUUGCCUAAAUUCAACCAGAAGUUGGUUGAUGAGUUGAAAAAGCGUCUUGGCAAUAAAUCUUUCAAAACAUGGGUGCACUUGGUUGAAGAACAAGCCAAAAUUAUUUUGAUUUAG